GCACAUUGAAGUCAGAUGGGCUUGGCCAGAGUUGUGCUCCAGCAGCAACGCAGUCAUUACUUGGCGUACAAAACUUUGUAACUAAAUAUAAAUGCAGCUUUAUAAAUAUCUUCGUCUGCACUUCUUCAAAGAAAGCUUCUAGAGGCACCAUAUGCUCAGCAUGGCAGGCUGUGGAGAAGUGGACUGUUCAGUGAUUGCCCUGGCUCCCUCCAAGCUGACGGAGGAAGUUGGAGAUACUUGUGCCACAGACUCCUCCAGCCCCACCACCACCCCAGAGUGUGCCAUCUGCCUGCAGAUCUGCGUCCACCCAGUACGUCUCCCAUGUUGCCAUGUCUUCUGUUUCCUGUGUGUGAAAGGUGCCUCCUGGCACAGCAAGCGUUGUGCUCUUUGCCGACAAGAGGUCCCAGAGGACUUCCUUGAGCGGCCAGUUCUCCUCUCACUUGAAGAACUGAAGGCAGCAGCUGCAGGGGUGAGCCGAAGUGGAGAGACAGGGGGCGGUUCCCGUGGAGACUAUGCAUGGUACUAUGAGGGGCACAACGGCUGGUGGCAGUAUGAUGAAAGGACCAGUCGUGAGCUGGAGGAGGCCUUUGCCAAGGGCAGGAAGAGCACAGAGAUGCUGAUUGCAGGAUUUCUUUAUGUGGCAGACCUGGAGAACUUAGUGCAGUAUCGCCGGAAUGAGCAUGGCCGCAGGCGCAAGAUAAAGCGGGACGCUGUAGAUAUCCCCAAGAAGGGAGUGGCAGGACUGAGAUUAGACCCUGAACCAGCGCCCACCCCUGCUUUACCAGUUGUCGCCCCAGCUGCAACAGAACGUGUCAGCUCAGCCGAUGGAUCGGACACUGCAGGUCAAUCACAGUCUUCAUCAUUUGGGAUUUUGUCUCUUCCCCCUGUUAGACCUCCAACACUCCUGGGGCACCAUCUCACCAAUCCUUUGUCUCCCUCACCCUCAACCCUUGAAGAGUCUCUCUCCCAGCUGCUAAUCAGCCAGCCAGAGGGGGAAGAGGUGGAAGGAGACAAUGAGCUCCAGAUUUAUGAGUAUGCAUCUGGCAACAGUGAGAGUGAGGAGGAAAAUGAGAGUGAGAGAGGAAGAGCAGAAUCGAUGCCACAGAGAAGACAUAGACCAAGACUACUAAGAGAGAGUCAGCCGACCAGAAUGCCUCCGAGGGGCAGGCCCUCCAACUCGGCACUCAGUCUCCGCUCACGUAGUCCCGAUGGACAGUGCACUGUGACAGAAGUGUGACUGCAAAUGGACAGUGGUAUCUGUCCUCUAGAUGACAGAUGUUAACUCUUAUCGGUUCAGCAAAAAAGUGUGAAAACUAGUAUGCAUCUUUUAAAGGUCCCUUGAAACUAAAAAUGUAGAAAUACCAAAAACUGUUAAAAAAUGUACAAUAUUCUAGCCAUUUCAAAGGACCUUUAAAAUGUCUUUGUGCUUUUUCUUAAAGACUAGUUUCAGCCUUUAAAUGGUAGUCAUGCAUCGCUCUCAGCAACAGCCUUCUUCCAGGCCAAAAGAAAUGUGACGAACUGUAGCAAAAUAUUAAACAAUGUUGUCGAAAAACAACCAUCUGUCACUGCCUUUACAUCAGUUUGUGACAGCGCAAUACAACGUCUUUGAAAUUCAAACUAAUCCCUCUUUGUUCUCUAAUCUUUUGAACUCAUUGUUAAUUUUAAUUUUUUUCUCUUUUGAAGUGAUGAUAUAAAAAUCAAGCUUAAAUGUAGCACCUUAUGUACCCGUUACAGAUAGUUAAAGCUGCUUUUCCUGCUUUGCUGAUAGGUUUUUUGAAGUAAUGAAGUUUUAAUCAGGACCUAAUUAUUAAAUAUUUAAAAUUUUGUGUGUGUGUUUGUGUGUGUGUGUGUGUGUGUGUGU
Seriola dumerili (greater amberjack) is the source of this 1861-nucleotide messenger RNA. Its product is annotated as E3 ubiquitin-protein ligase rnf146-like. NCBI's taxonomy places the organism in Eukaryota, Metazoa, Chordata, Actinopteri, Carangiformes, Carangidae. The record is from RefSeq and is a predicted model, not a curated record. The transcript is spliced from 2 exons. Gene Ontology annotation, molecular function: poly-ADP-D-ribose binding; ubiquitin protein ligase activity; zinc ion binding. Bases 152 to 1237 code for a protein of 361 amino acids. Gene Ontology annotation, biological process: Wnt signaling pathway; ubiquitin-dependent protein catabolic process. Gene Ontology annotation, cellular component: nucleus; cytoplasm.